Molecule: messenger RNA, 462 nt
Organism: Nycticebus coucang (slow loris)
Lineage: Eukaryota; Metazoa; Chordata; Mammalia; Primates; Lorisidae
Gene: IL21
Product: interleukin 21
Exons: 4
Coding region: 1-462 (153 amino acids)
Biological process (GO): positive regulation of natural killer cell mediated cytotoxicity; immune response
Cellular component (GO): extracellular region
Molecular function (GO): cytokine receptor binding
Source: RefSeq, a predicted model, not a curated record
AUGAGAUCCAGUCCUGGCAACAUGCAGAGGAUAGUCAUCUGUCUAAUGGUCAUCUUCUUGGGGACAUUGGUCCAUAAAUCCAGCUCCCAACAUCAAGAUCGCUUCAUGAUUAGACUGCGUCAACUUAUAGAUAUUGUUGACCAGCUGAAAAAUUAUGUGAAUUUCUUGGACCCUGAAUCUCUGCCAGCUCCACAAGAUGUAAAGAGACACUGUGAGCAGUCAGCGUUUUCAUGUUUUCAGGAGACCCGGCUAAAACCUGCAAAUGCAGGAGAUAAUGAAAAGAUGAUCAACUUAUUAAUCAAAAAGCUGAAGAGGAAACUACCUCUCACAAAUGCAGGGAGACAACAGAAACACCGACUAACAUGCCCUUCAUGUGAUUUUUAUGAGAAAAAACCACCCAAGGAAUUCUUAGAAAGACUGAAGUCACUUCUCCAACAGGUAUCUACCUUGACUUACAUUUGA